Octopus sinensis (East Asian common octopus) is the source of this 5881-nucleotide messenger RNA. Its product is annotated as cAMP-regulated phosphoprotein 21. The transcript is spliced from 19 exons. The record is from RefSeq and is a predicted model, not a curated record. Gene Ontology annotation, molecular function: nucleic acid binding. The coding region runs from base 883 to 4305 and encodes 1140 amino acids. NCBI's taxonomy places the organism in Eukaryota, Metazoa, Mollusca, Cephalopoda, Octopoda, Octopodidae.
CCACGUCGAGGUUCGGUGGUUGGUUGUCGGUGAUUGCCAUAAUCGAUUUCUGCGAGAUCUGCGUGAAAGACACAUCCGUGUUGCUUCCCUUUUCUUUCUUGGUUUUUCCAUAACGAAGGAUGGCUGCAGAUCAUGCGGAGCACGACUCCGAAGCGUCCACCAAUUAGACGGCUUUAGUAAUAAUCUGCUUCGUGUUUCCUUUCCUUGCCAUAUUUUUCAUAUUUUUUUUUCUUUUCAAACCGCUCUUGUACAGCGCUUUUAGUCAAAUGACGAUGGCUGGCUUGCAGCUCAUACAUUGUUUCUGUUUGGCAAGGAAACGUAUUUCCGAAUAUUACAUAUCAGAGUGAAAGAAGAAGAAGAAGAAAAAACUUAGCAGCAAGAAGGAGAGGGGGAAGGAAAAAGAUUAAAAAGAAAAAGAAGCAGAAGAAGGAAAGAGAGAAGAAAAAAGGAAAACGAAAAGGAAAAGAAGCAGAAGCAGAAGGAAAGCAGAGGAAAAAAAAAGUUUAAGUUUGUUGCUGCUGCUGAAAUUCUAUUUCUAUGGCGACAUCUAGAAUCAUAACUGUUGGAAAUUUGCUUUACUGAGAAUGUUAUCGGCUCAAACAGCGAGCGACGAGGUCGUUACAACAACAUCUGAAUCUGAAUCGGUUGCAUAUGUUUUUAUUGUUGCCCUUCUCGGUCAAUACUCGGCUGUUUCUCGCCCGCAGAGAUCCACACACUGCUCUAUCCGCGCCCGCUUUACCUCAAUGCUCUUGCCCUUUCUAUGGAUUUUACUUAUGGACACUUUUCUCUAGCAGCUCUGUCGUUUGAGAGAUUAAUGUUUACAACAUCAAUCACUUAUCUAGCAGCGUAUUUGGUCAUUCAUGAAAGCAGGUAGAAGUUACCAUGGCAGAAUCCAUAGAGCGGCGUCCUCCAAAACCUUUACAAAAGCAGACAGAGUUCGAAGAGACCGAGGAUGACAAUAGCACCCAUAGCCCAAGCUCUGAUCAAUCUGACAACACCAUAACUGCUGGACCAGAUACCCCUGGAGUGCAGUCAUCAGGAGAGUCUCCGAAAUCAAUCUCUCCAGAUGACUACAAACCAACAUCUUAUGCAGAUCAAGAUGUUCAGCACCAUCAGAAACUGCAGCAUCCAGAACCAGUACAGAUUGUCAUUAAAAAUAUACGCUACCCACCACUUCAAACAAAAACUAAAUCUUUACGUCGCAGUGCUGCGCUAUGCUGUGAAACAGAUGAAGAUGGAUCUCCUCCCCCAGAAAACUACUCCACACACACUGGAGUUUCAAAUGAUUCGUUGCCACUACCUCAAACAACUGGUAGAAAUAGGCUUGAAGAAGAAGGUUCACAAAGCUCAGAGGCUGGUACCUCACUGAGUUCUUCAAGAGAUUCCAGUGUUGACAUACCAUACACUGAUUCAACUGGUAUAGACCUGGAAGAUUUCAUUAAGAAAACAUUAAAUAAAACACCAAAAGAUAGGAAAAUAUUACUUAAAUUAGAAACAGACCUCAUUAAAUUUGUAAAAGAACCUGAGCAUCUUUUUCUAAAGUUUCCUCCUAUGUCCUCAUAUGAUCGAAUGCUUGUCCAUCGGGUUGCAGCUUAUUUUGGUCUCGAGCACAAUAUUGAUCAAACAGGCAGAUGUGUCAUAGUGAACAAAACACCCAGUACAAGAUUACCUGAAUUCAGUUUUCAAGAACACAUACAUGACUCUGAUACCAAUGUAGGAAAAAAACAGAUACUAAAAAGAAAUGGAAGUUUGGAAGAGACCCACACCAUAGAGAAGCCCCACCUGUCCAGAUCAUCAAGAACCAAAUCUUUAGAAGAAAGGCUACAAGAAUAUAAUGAGACACGUGCACGGAUAUUUAAAUCUCCUCAAGCAUCAAUUGAAGAUCCACAGCUAAAUAUUAUGAGAAAGCUGUCUCGACCUGCUAGCUUAGGUGGCAGUAAGGAAGAUCUUGGUUCAAGACCUUGGAGCAGUACGGACUCCUCUAGUGGUUAUGGUACAGAUAGCUCAGUUAAAUCCAGAAUGCCAGUCACAAAAGCUGGUAGCUUUGGAGGCUUCUCUAGUUCUCAUAAUGUUAAGACUGGCAUCUACAGGGGUGCAAGUUUAUCAAAAACAGAUUCUAUUAGCAGCGGAACAUCCAGCUGUCUUGGAAGUCCAAUGCCAACUAUUCCUUGUACCCCUCCACGAAGUAGUGUCAGUCCACAUUUUAUAGGGAGCAGUACCGCAUCAGCUCCUCUUCAAUCCCCUCUGCAAACUAACUCUGCAGGUGUGUCAUCACCAGUGCAACAAACUAAACCCCAGUACUUUUUGGUGGUGUCUGGUUAUGAAUCCAUUCCGGCAGGAAGCAUGAUAAUAAAUCCUCGGACAGGUCAGGUUUAUCUGAAUGCAGAUGGGACUAUCUACAGACACAAUCCCAAUCAAACUCUUCCUGCAUCUGUUUCUUUCAGUCCUGCUGGACCUCCUAUCUUUUCUCAACACCAAUUUGUCAUGGAUGCUCGACAAUAUCCUGAUUCCAAUGGAAUGACUGAAUUAUCACAACAGUUAGGAUCAGUAAGUUUGAGUCAGCAACAACAACAACAGCAACAGCAGCAGCAGCAGCAACAGCAGCAACAACAACAGCAGCAACAACAGACUGAUAGUCUUAAUGAACUACCUGGUGCAUCGAGGCAAAUUUUAUACGGUAAUUCCACUGCUACAAACCAAGUACAAACUAGUUGUACUCAACCUACUGCUGCAUAUCAACAGGGCUACCCAGCUACUCAUGGUGUCAGCGGACAAGCUUUCCGCUACAUGCUUCCAGUUCCUCUUCUCUCAUCUGGCCAACAACAAGGUCAGAAUCCUACUGCUGUUGCUAUAGAUAGCCAAUCAGCAGCUGGUCAACCUGGCUCUACUAACGUAGGGCAGUAUCAUCAACCCUUUAUUACAGGGGUGCCAAGCUACCCUUACCAGUCAGUCACAUCACCACCCAAUACUGAAGCUUACCCAAACUCCAAUUAUGCCCCACAGCCAACUGUCGGCCAAGUUGAUUCUGCAAUACCAGGUUAUACCACUUGCCCAUCUAGUUAUCCAUCCUAUGGACAAAAUAACUACACCCCUCAAACUCCACAAUAUUAUACAAUGGCUGCGUCUAGCCCACAAAUAGGUUAUAACUUCAAUAGUACUGGAACAUAUCGACCCACCACACCUCCUAGUCAAGCUCCUGUAUCCACUUCAAAUGUACCUUUGAAUGUUGGACCACCAAUUAGUAUUGGACAACCAACUGGAAAUAGUCCUACCGCUAAUGCUACACAACUACAAAACCAAUAUGUUCCGUAUAAUUAUCCUCACUAUGCUCCAGCCCAACCACCUCGUGCACCUAAUACUCAAAUAAUGCAGUUUUCCACAACCCAAGUUCAUCCAUCAGCUCCUCAAUCAUACCCGGUGAUGAGGCCAAAUAUGCAAAUAAAUGUGCCCUUGCCACCUACAGCUGCAGCAGCACCCCCACCCCCCAAUAAUCAGAGCUCUGCUACAGCCCUAGCAGCUCAACCAAUGCAUACUACUCCAAUCUGCAUCAAGAAUUUCACCGAUCUCAGCCGACUGCAGUCAAAGGUUGCCUCAGGUAGCACCAGUUGUGGAGGGGAAGCAAAUAGUAACAGUGGGCCCCCCUGUGGAAAUAUGGACUCUGCACUGUCUGAGCAUACUCAUGUUUGUAAUAAGGAAUUUGUUAAUAAUACAGCUAAUGUUGCUGCACCUGGUACUGGAACCAUGCUAAGAUCAAAUACUGCGGAUUCUUUGCGGUUCAUUAGUCCAUCAGGAUUCCGCCCACAAGUUCAACCUUUACCAUUGAAUCAUCAACGAACUCGUCCUCCAAACUGCCAGUAUAACAGCAGCUUUGGGGUUGUUGGUAACACUAAUAACUCUAUUGGAAAUAAAGUUAAAAACAAAAAAUCACCACGUGGUAUUAGCAAAGACUGUUGCACAGGGAACCAAUCAUCUACUGGUAAUGACGCAGACUCAAGAGGGAAUGUUGCAGGAAGUAAUGUUUUGGAAGUAUAUGAUCUCUGUCCAAAGCUUCGUCAAGGAGAAGUUGAAAAACUAUUAAAAGAUUUGACCUGUCAGGGGGUCACCCUACAUUAUGUCCCACAUGAUAGCAGUCAGCUUUCUAACACCGACACAAGCAACCUGCAAGUUUCUGAUUGUAAAACUAUCCUGGCAAUAUUCCCUAAUGCACUGUGUGCAACUCAUGUACUUCAGAGCAUCCCGAGUGGAAGAUAUAAAUUAAGGUCAACAGUGUCCAGAGACUCUAUUGGUCAAAAAUCUGAACGAUAAGAAAGAAUACCACGUUUAUUUUUAUAGGAUAUCUUAAUAUUUUAUUUAAGGAGAGAGAAAAUUUUGGAUGUUUUUUUUUUGUUUUUUUUUUCCAUAGUUCAUGCACAGACUUACUGAAAUCAUUCACUCAAGACCAAAUCAAUUACACUCUGUCUAGAAAAUCAUUUCUAACCCUUUAUCCCUCUACACUAUUUUAUCAAAAUCUUGUUUUCAACAUUUUAGUUUAUUUAAAAUGCAGACAGAAGAUAAGAGAGAGGAAAAAAAAAAAAAAAUGUAUUUUCACCAAUUCCAGUAAAUUGAUUGUUGACACCUUAUUUCUCAGUUGUGAUAUUGUCUGUGUACAUACUUUCUGUACAUAUCAAUUUCCUGAACCUCGUAGAAAGGAUACUGCUUCCAGUCUGAGUGUCAAUGGCUAAGAUAGCUGCACUCGGCACUGCCAGCUACUGUUGGAUACUGCUAAUUCUCUAUAACUUCCUACUAUAUUUCUCAUUCAGUUCUCUUCUCUGGUCUUACUGUAAGUCUCUCUCUCUCUCUCUCUCUCUCUCUCUCUCUCUCUCUCUCUCUCUCCUCUCUCUCUCUCUCUUUCUCCCUCUCUCCCAUUCUUUUUCUAUCACUCUCACUCUCUCUCUCUCCCACUACUAUUAUAAACUUCUCAUUGAUAAGAAAAUAUUGUUAGAAGCAUCUCUUUAAUCCAUCCAUUUAUUUGUUAUUGUUUUUGUUGUUGUUGUUGUUUUAUGUAUUUCAUUCUCCUUUAUUUUAGAUCGUCUUUUCUAAUGGCCUCCCAUCUACCUCCCCUAUUCCCACCCAAUCAUCUAUCAAUUCUUGAGUCAUUUUCUGCUGGCAGUACAAGGCAUAUAGAUUGUUAAAUUGGUUUCAGUGAUUUGAGAAGCAAAGAAACUUUGCAAGAUAUAUAUAGGGAUAUGGGGGAUGAAAUGAGAUAGAAAUAUACCUUUUGUUCCUAGUUGUUAAAAAUUUAGAGUCAAAUAUGUUGAAACACUGAAAUUCACUCACCUGAUCUUUCUGUUUAUCUCUUUCCAAUAUGUGGUGUACUAUUUAUACAUUCAUAAGUAUGCCUAUGUACAACACUCUAUCAACUGCACACAAUGAUACACACAUUGUUUAACCACCCACUACCCACCCACUAUUAAGUUUGAAUCUCAUUGAGUGUGUGUGUUUGUGUGUGAAUAUGUGUAUUGUAUGUGCAAAAAAGAAAAGAAAAAGAAAAAAGAUGUACAACUAGUUGGUAAAAACUCAAACUAACUGCUGGGAACUAACCAACAAUAACCACUAGUAAUGCUCUGCUCUGCUGGUCAACAAACUAGUCAUAUAUAAAAAAAAUGACUACUCUAACCCAUUCCCUAAUUUCAAAUCACAGUUGUUAAGAAGAGAGACUUUUUACUGACUUUCUGCAGAUGUUGUUUUCCAAUCCCCAUCCUUAGCACUCACAAUCCUCCCUAAUUACCCAUGAGUCUCUCUAUUUAGGUUUAGAAGGCAGAAGAACCCUCCUCCCAAAAGCCUUACACACAUUCAUUGUGUUGAAAUGUUGUCAUUAAAAUCUGUAAAAUAAUCUCAAAAA